This is a messenger RNA of Amoebophrya sp. A25, 5650 nucleotides long. Lineage: Eukaryota; Dinophyceae; Syndiniales; Amoebophryaceae. The record is from the annotation of a GenBank genome assembly.
AUGAAAGUUGGAAGUUUAGCGUCUGCAGGAAGUGGAAGAGGUGAAAUGACAAAGGUGGAACGGAAGUUAAGACUUUACCGGACACUGAUUUAUCAGCAUGGUCAAGCAUGGAUUCUCUACUACAACUAAGACAUUAUUAUAAGUUACGAAGGUGAGACCUCUGGGGCUGACAGGACCACGCCAGCGCCGGCGCUUAGUUAGUAGUAGAUAAGUUCUCACCUGACUUUUCUUUUUUCGGUUUUUGUUUUUUCUAGUUAGAUAUGCUCCACCAACAUUAUUAUAAGUCACAAAUUUUACUAUGAAAUUAACAGUAUGUAUGAGUUUAGAUAGAAGUAAGUUGAAGUAAUGUUCAUCAAGCAUGCUGGAUUCACAGACUUGUGCACUUUUCUCUGUGAUUGAGGAUUCCUCUAUUCGUCUAACUUGGCUACGAGCGUCCUCAAGCUUUUUGGAUCUAGCAGUGCAGAAAGGGGGAGAAGAUGAAGAGGAUGAUAAUUACGGACCCUUUGCUUUCCUUCUAGUAGUCUGGCCCAUGACCUUGUCCUAUUGAUCGUGUCCUUCCUUCGUUGUUAUCCUUUCUUCUUGUCCUACGUUCUUGCCCUAUGCUUCGCAUCUCAUUUUGUGCCUGCUGCUGAAAAAUCGAAAGAGCAAGAAGUUUCCAAAUGUACAGACUUGACGGAAGUCCUCUCUACAUUUUUACUCCAUGGAUGAAAUAUUGACUUUGAAAAGUCCUAGUCACAAACUCAUCAUCACUAAUAGACGACUGCGCGCUUACCCACAUGCCAUGAUGUGACGAAAAAGGAGCGCGUAGAGAGUAUUUUUCGAGUCUUUUUGCCGCUGCAAGAACAGGCUCCUCCUCCUGAGAAACAGGAUUAAGGCUUUGUCUUCUAACGGACACAGGUUCGUUUACGUUUACUUAGUUGCAGUUUAUUUAGUUACAUAAGUAAAGCAGCCGGUUAGUUUUCCCUCUAUCUCGUAGAUUUAUCGCCUCAAGCAAUAGUUACAGGUCUAGGGACGUUUCUUGGUAGGUGAAGCAAACGACCCUAGUAUCCUGUCCGAUCCUCUCCAUCUUCAGUGGAGAUGCUAGGACGGAGAAGGUGGUAUUUAGGUGUUGUAACCAGAAUGUCAGUCUAAGUUGUAGGACAGAAGAAGAAGAAAGGAGACGGGCAGGAAAAGGGUUCGGACGAGGGAUAUGAGGAGGUUACGGUCCUGUUGUUAUAUCGUGAUUGAUUAUUUAGAUCAUUUUUUAGGCUUGCGACUCAAGUAGGUUUAACGCUUCCACCUCGGCCGUCUUUACAACUACCGCAGGAAACGCAUCAUCCCGCCGAUGGCCUCCCAUGGUCGUUUGGGAUCAUGCAGCAUGAUGAUACAACAUCUGUACUUGAACAUGCAAAAAAUGCCCCAGCAUCUAAUCUCAGCGAGGAGGACUCGUUUGUGCAAUUGGGGAGGAAGAAGGCUUCGUUUCUAGAAGAAUCUGAUACGGAGGAAGGCGGCGACGACGAUGAAGAAGAGGGUUAUGGCGAAAUUCUGUUGAUGUUAAAAACUCGUAAUGAGGUUGUUUGAGUGGUUAGGGAUCCUAGCAGUCUUGUCGAUGGUUGUAGAGUCUUAGUACUCUCUGAAUAGAUGCACUGAUGACGAUAACCAUCGACAAGGGCUAUCUAAAAAGGUCGUAUCAAUGAAGGAAAUCAAAAUGAAUCUGUAUAUGUAGAAGCAGAUGAAUCGACGUCGAUCGUUGUUGAAAGCACUAAGGAAAAGAUUCUAGCAAGGGUGACGCAAAGCAACCUUAUGUCUGGGUUCCAGAGCAGCGAUGUCUUCUGUCCUUCUGGUUUUCUGAAGACGGGGGCGUCGGGUUACGUGCCGAAAUCGUGCGCGAAAAGGGAACAGUUGUAUGGCAAAAGGAAAUAUUUAGAUAUACAUACUUCAUCUGUGUUGGUGUUAGCCGAGGUGGACGACAUGAUGAACAGGUUUACGGUGGAAGUAUGAACAGGUCUACGGUAAAAGUCGUAGGACAGGUCCUACAUCGCGCAGGCGCACAUCGCCAACUUGUUCAACGACAAACGCCCAAAUGUGUGCAUUGAUUCAUACAACAAACAAGAGUAACUUACUAGAUCAUGUUCUUGGUAUAGUAGCCUGAUGAAAUUCCUAUGAUUAUUCACAUAUUCAUUUUCCCACGAAGCUGCGGCAGAAAGGCAGGGAUAUAGCACCUUCCCGGAUACGGUUGAGGAAACAAAUGCUUCCUCUUUUCUUGCGGUUGCGAGUCAUGUGGACCCACCGAUUCUGGAGUCACCUUCAGCGUCCGUUCCGAAUCGAUUUACUUAAGGCCACAACGUAAAGAAAAUGGUUUUAGAAGACUAGAUAAAGCAGUCUUAACACUUCGUGUUCAUCGUAUGGCCACGAGUCGAGGAGGACUUUGGAAAUACAGCAUAGAUACUCUCGAGGAUGAUAGAUUCUAAUCUUGCUUCGUCAAACGAGAUAUUACUAAAAAUAGACUCACAAUAGAUUCUCAUGUCUUUUUUGGUUCUUUUUCAGUUAGGCUUAGGCUUAGGGCUUUAGAAGUCACCAUCUAGUAAAUGGUGACUUAGAAGUGAGGUAACAAGCCCUAAGGGACGACCUAGAAGUGACUUAGGGCUGCUUUAGAAGGGACCUAAUAGAUAAAUUCAUCUUCUAAUUUUCCUCCAGACGUAGCGUGGCAGUCUUUCCCGAUGGUAGUUCCUCCGCAGAAGAGCCUACAGAUGAAGAAUUCGGUGAAGCAGGGGCACUGUUACAGGUACUUAUUUUUACAACAUACUGCUACUUCUCCGAGUAUUUUUAGGACUCAGAUUUCCAUGAUUAUAACAUUUUUGUAAGAGGAACAUACAUUACGAUUACCGCUUUAUUAUAUCAGGCGCUUGGAUUUUCCAUGAGUGGCACCGAUUUGAAGAACAUGAUAUUUUUGUGGUUCUCUGGAGAUGGUCCCUCUUGAAUUGUGAUCUUUGUGCGAUAUUAGUCCAAGUACUGUGAAUAAUCUCGACUUAUAAGAACUUGAAUGAUCCAUCGCUGCCAGAUGCACCGAAAGCGUGUUGGCGAUGACGACAAGAAGGACGAUAAGAAAAAGCCCCCGAAAGAUGAGAAGGGUUCCUGUUCAGGUCUAUGCGACGUUAAGGCUCUCACCUCCAAUUCAUUAUUUGACUAGACAUCGAUCGAUCCUUGAAGGGUUCGAUGCAGUUGAAACUUUUUGAAUUUGGCGAGCUCUAACGACGGCGACGAGGUCGCUGAAGUAAAGGGGAAAAAAGCAGAUAAAGUUAUGGUCGACGAAAUGAAUGAUAAUGAAAAGAUCUUUUCUGCGGCGGUGGCCGUUGUGCUUCGUCGUCUAGUAGUUUUAGGUGCCUGGCCGUUGUGCUUCAGGAUUCUCGCCGGGUAAUUACAUGCUCGCUUCGCGAGAAAUAUAGUCCCAGGUCCCCCAAAAAAAGAUAUAGUAAAUCUUGAAUGAAUGAAUCAGAAGGCCCUCCCAAGCUCUGUCCACUUUUAGCGUUAGGCUAUCCCUUGGAACUAUAGCAGGAAAUUGUAGACCCAUGUCCAAAAAAAAUGCGAUAUAGUUGUAAAUCAUGAAUGAAUAAAAAAGAAGGAAAGAAUUUUGACAAUUGUGAACGUGACACUACUAGACUUGUGAAUGUGAUACUACUAGGCUUGUGAAUGUGUCACUAUUAGACUUGUGAAGGUGACACUAGAAGGACUUGUAGCACUAAUAAAUAAGUAGUAGAGCCAUAACAUGGCUCGUCCUGAGGAGGUUGUAGUUAAGUAGCUAGAACAAAAACUACUAGCUACUACAUAUUACCUCUAAUGUCCACGACGCCGAAGAGGCAAAAGAGGAUGACGAUAUUAAGGCUGCACUCCAAAAACUGUCUCAUUUAGAAGAGUAGAACAAAUCGGGACCAUCACUUUUACUAGCAAUAUUAAGCUGGUAACUUCUCUACGAGAGCAAAUAGCGAUCAUAACUCCUUCUCAGUCGCCCACCCGCUGCUUUUUAAUAUGUACUAUGAAUAUUUACAGAAUCAAUGGAGGUAGGUGGACUGACCUCGGAUACAUGACACGACGUCGGAUACCAGAAAUCGCCAGGCGGGAAUCUUAGUCAAGCUGCCGAAUAGAUUCGAGGCAUCAGGUGGACAUGAAGAAAAUAGCCAGCGCGUUUUCCUUUGUCUUACUCCCCUCAUCCAACAUUGUAGGGGGCCACAUUGUAGGUGACCACUCUUUCCAACUGCUCUAAGAUUAAAGCGGAUGACGAGGAGGUUUCAGAGCUGCCAGAUGGCAGAAAGAUCAUCCAUCCUUGGGGUGAGUUAUGAAGAGCAUCUUACACUUACUGAGUCAUCAUACUAAAUUAUUUAAGUAUUUAAGUAUUAGAAUAAUUUUUUUUUCGAGUUCUUUCUUACAAUUAGGGCUCCACCAACCACAUCGUAUGAUCAGAAACUUUUUCCACAUAGUAUAAACAACUUUUUCCUCUGAUUGUUAGUGUUUUUCUUUCAUUUUGUGUCCACAAUCUGCUUGUCAGCAUCAUCAUCUUGUCAACAUCUUUCAUACCUUUGCGCGAAGUGGGAAAAAGGGAAGCGUGCGGGUUGUUGCAUGUCAACAGAGUUGCCCGAUGCCGCAGUGGAGUCCGAAACAUUGAUCUUAUGUCCUACGACUCACACUAAGCAUUCUUGACCCGCCAGGGCACUUUUGUAUUGACCCAAGCCACCGUAAGCCUACCCAAGUACUAUUGAACCAAGGGCUACUUGGACUAACCAAACACACUACAACUUGUACAACUUUUGACUUUCCUACUUUACCCUGGUGCUGCCGAGUAACUUUUUAUAACUCAAAACUGAUUCAUCUAACAGAUGCCAAGUUAUCGAGCGAGUUGAAGUGCUCCAUGCCGAAGAAGAAGAAAGGUGAUGACGCAUAAAAGGAGGUGGUGCUCUCUCGUUGAGGUAGACGGGAAGGCGGUCUCUCUACUUUGAAGAAUAGAAGGAGUUGCUCUCUCGUUGAGGUAGGCGGGAAGGUGGUCUCUGGUUGACGAAUAGAAUAGAAUUAGAAGGAGGAGCUCUCUCGCUGAGGAAGAGGUCUCUCGCUGGCGUCUGUCAGUAGGGCAAGGCGUGGAAGGAUUCUGUUGAUAACUGCGGGUUUGAAAUUAAAAGAACAUGGUAGUAUAAUUACUGUAAAGAGAAAUGAUCCAAAUUUCAGGCACGUUGCCGAAUUAUAGAUUCAAAGCAUCAUGUUUAUACCUGUAACUACGAUCAUCAAGGAUAAAUAUAUAGUAACUACGUGUGAUAGUCGAUAUUAAGAACGGUAGCUACGAUCCAAGGUGACGCAAUGACACAACAAGAUGAUCCAAGAUGACUCCAAUCCAAGAUGUUAGCGAAUCGUAUAAUAUGCUGCAUUGUUCACUUAUAUUUGUGGUCCACUGAGUGACUCUGACUUCGUUGUUUUUUUAGGUAUGCUUCUCGAUUACGCUUCACUCCUACACCCAGACUCAUCAUCUUUACCCAGAAUGUAGUAUCUCCUUCGUCGUGGUAAGUUUUUCCUAGUCCUACUACGGCUAUGUUGCGGGUGCAAUGAUAGUAUCCGAUAAAAAUGUAUAUUUUUAGCUUGUUCGUUGUGGAUUAGUUGACGCCCUACACUUGAUGGCUGGAAGUUGAUG